AUGGCCACCCAAAUUGCCCAUCCCUCUCUCCCUUUCGACCAAGACGCUGGGUUCCAGAAAAACACUCAGCCAGCUUGGAAAGGAAAAGAAAAGGCUAAGGCUAAACAGCUACAUGCAACAGCAGAAGACGAUUCCGACGGGCAGAAUGGCCCUGGAUUGAGCAGCAGUAGCAACAAAAAGGAACUCAUCGCCAAUGGAGAAGACGGCGGUGGCGAGAUUGAGGAAGUGCAGCGCAGUGACGAGGAACUUGAUACAGAGACGGAAGAAGAAGAUGAUGAUCCCUUCGCUUCCUCUGGAUCUUCUGAUUCGGAAGCUCCUCCCGAUGAAGAUGAAGCAAUUGUUGCAGCUCGCAAACAGGCAAAGCGUGAUCGGAAGAAGGGUGAGACAGAUGAGCAACGAAACGCGCGAAGACAGGCGACCAAGGCACGCCGAGCAUUACAGGACGGGCGCCAAGUUGCAGAGACUGCUAACGCAGGAAUGGUUGGUUACAUGGAAGCACGCAAAGAGAGAAAGCCGCCAUCUGAACGUCCACAAAAAGUUGAAAAAAUAUGGCGCGGCCUAUAUCCCAUGGUGAAGACUUGGUGGAAGGAGGGUGGGAAAGAAAUACCUCAGGCGCAUAUGCGUUCUAUCAACGCCGCGCAGUCCAAGAUUAGAAAGUACUGCGAAACGCUAAUCAAUACGCCUGAGCAAGUUGAGGCUACCCACCGUUACCAUCGCGAGUGGCCCCUUAAAGCAAAGAAGAUUCGAUCUACUCAUAUUGGAGUCUCAGAUACGCAGCUGGAGCCUAUCUUGACGGAAGCAGAGAGGGAUUUUCGGCAAAAAAUCGGUAUGAAGGAUUAUAGCAAAGAUGGCGAGGAAACUUUAGCCGACCUUCAACAUAAAUAUGGAUUUCCAUAUGAGUUACUUCAUGGUCAAAUUCAUGCUAUGGGAAAAGAACUCGAGAUUCUCAAAGACCUCCCAAAGGAUAACUCCCACAAGACUAGAGUAGAGCGCCUUGAGAAAGAUGUACAAAAUGAGGCUCCCGGGAAGCAAAAGCAAAGACUUGAGAGGAGACUGGAGAAGGCGAAGGGAGCGAGGGUAGAAAAUGACAAAAAGACCACUGCGUUCCUACGCGGGGUAUUGUUGUUCAUGGAGAGUUUGUCUGAUCUUGGUAUUGCCCCAGCAUCAGUCAUAUCGGGCACAGCAAUGACGGAAUUUCACACCUUCCUCAAGUCUUCAGACCAACACCAGGAGCUUUAUCAAAAGCUAUCUCAAGAACUAGAAAGGCCAACCCUCGAGCAGGUAGAGUCCUGGGAGUUAGUAGCUAACCCAGUAUACGAACUUGUAGAAACAAUGCGCGAUCGAAACGGGAUGGUUACAGACAAGCAGAUAGAGACUGUGAAGGAGCAAAUGGAGGUGGUCACCACGUACAACAAGAAGUUACAGCUUGCGAACAAGGAGAAUGGCCUCGAAGCAAAUAUGAACUCGGUGCCUGUCUCAAUACUGACCGAGAUGAUGAAUGAGUGGCAAGCCGGUCACUCAGAUAUCGUGGAUACCAACCUGGAAAGGCUACUGGACCAACUCCGUACUGAAGAGCCUGCUAAGGAUGUUUUGAAGUCUUUAGAAACUCGUAUCGCUCCUGCCAGUUCUGCGCGUCUCGAAGCUCCCGCCAAUCCUAAGCGCUCUGAAGCUAUUUUGCACCCUAAAACUCCCAUCGCUUCUGGUGUUCCUAAAAUACCAGAGAUGGCCGGAUCGGGUAACUCUACGCGCUCAGUAUCAACACCACCUACCCCUAGCAGGAAUGUAUUGGAGAAAGACCUACUUGAUAUGGAUAUCGAUUCAAUGUCGCUAGAUAACGACCGUAUUAAAUCCUUUACAUACGAUAAUGGAGAGACUGAGUUUGGCACGCUGGUAGCAACUCGCGCUUCUCUAUCAGAAAAUCCACGCUUCCAUCGGUUCAUUGUCAACGCUGGCGUAGGAGAAGAGAAAUGGGAAUUCUUCCAGGUUAUUAGGGGAAGCGAUUUGGGCCCAGGAGGCGCUGAAAGCAUGCCCGAAGACAAAGAGAUGAAGUUUGAUUUGAGAGACAGGAAGAAAAACCUCAAAGCUCACCCUCUAUGUGAGGUCGGCCCUUGUGUAGUUAUGUCCCGUGCGGAGGGAUAUGUCUGCCGUGCUCGUACCAAGCCACAUCAACCGGACACAUACAUCAGAGUGACCUAUACGGGGCUUGAUACUGCAGAUUGGUUGAGCAAGACUGAAUUUAUCCAGCUUGCUGGGAAAAGAUAUGCGGAGCGGAAGCUAGCCAGUUUGGUUCCAGCUUACUACCAAAGGGAGAAAUACUUUGCAGCCUGCAAAGCUCAGAAGCGGCAUCCCAAGACGAAGAUGCCUCUGACAGCCGAGGAUCUGGAGAAUUCUCCAUGGCUAUUCCCAGAAGAAGACAGACUUUCGUACAGUUACGGGGAAGUCGACGAAGAAGUCGACGAAGAAGAGGAGACAGCAAGCAGCCCUCUCGCUACGAAUUUUGGAAAUGCUUCAAUCUCUGAAGCAUUUAGCAAGGCUAGAGAGCCCUUACCCGGUUAUAAUACACAUAAAAAUGAGUUGGACAAGGAAACUGAUGAAGAGUUGUAG
Molecule: messenger RNA, 2604 nt
Organism: Pyrenophora tritici-repentis Pt-1C-BFP
Lineage: Eukaryota; Fungi; Ascomycota; Dothideomycetes; Pleosporales; Pleosporaceae
Product: Cwf-Cwc-15 multi-domain protein
Source: RefSeq, a predicted model, not a curated record